AUAUGUAGUUACUAUUUGCACUUUCACAUAACCAGUGACACACUUGUGGCGGAGCACCUUCCUUAAAAACAUCUCCCACGGCGGCGUACGGUGGUUCUUUACAACCAUGGCUUUCACAACACCCAUCUUUACAUCUCAAUCUUUAUUUAUCACAAAACCCAAAACCCAAAUCUUUCAUUCACCAUUAUCAAAAAUCAUCAUUACAAGAAACACAACAAAAUCUUUGGUUGGUCAAAGUCAAAGGGGUAUCACGGUCAAAGCCAUGGCUGCCAGUGGUGGGCUUUACUCAGCCCAGCAAUUUGAGCUGACCCCACAAAACGUUGAUACAGUUCUUGAUGAUGUCAGGCCUUACCUCAUUGCUGAUGGUGGAAAUGUUGAUGUUGUUUCUGUUGAAAACGGUGUCGUUUCACUCAAGCUACAAGGGGCAUGUGGGACUUGUCCAAGCUCAACAACCACCAUGAAGAUGGGGAUCGAAAGAGUACUGAAAGAAAAAUUUGGGGAUGCUCUCAAGGACAUUGUUCAAGUUUUUGAUGAACAACCUGCUGAAACAACUGUUGAGGCAGUGAAUAGGCAUCUUGAUAUACUGAGGCCAGCCAUAACCAACUUUGGUGGAAAUGUGGAUGUAUUGUCCGUUGAAGGUGGGGAAUGUGUUGUGAAGUAUACCGGCCCCGAGUCAAUCGGGUCGGGGAUCAAAGCAGCAAUCAAGGAGAAGUUUCCAGACAUUGAGAAUGUCGUGUUAACAGAGUAGGUUCCUCUAAGGUACUUGUUUAUAUCUUGAGUCUAAGAAUGUAGCAUAGUUUUUAUACAUAACUGUAUAUCUAUUACUUGGUUGUGUUUCACAAUCCAUACAUGUAAUCAAUAUGUUUUGAAUCUGAAUUGUAGUAAUAAGAAUCGAUUAUUCUGUGGAA
Erigeron canadensis is the source of this 908-nucleotide messenger RNA. RefSeq names its product nifU-like protein 1, chloroplastic. Gene Ontology annotation, biological process: iron-sulfur cluster assembly. The transcript has 3 exons. NCBI's taxonomy places the organism in Eukaryota, Viridiplantae, Streptophyta, Magnoliopsida, Asterales, Asteraceae. The coding region runs from base 107 to 748 and encodes 213 amino acids. The record is from RefSeq and is a predicted model, not a curated record. Gene Ontology annotation, cellular component: mitochondrion. Gene Ontology annotation, molecular function: iron ion binding; iron-sulfur cluster binding.